This is a messenger RNA of Mus pahari (shrew mouse), 159 nucleotides long. Its product is annotated as keratin-associated protein 20-2-like. The coding region runs from base 1 to 159 and encodes 52 amino acids. NCBI's taxonomy places the organism in Eukaryota, Metazoa, Chordata, Mammalia, Rodentia, Muridae. The record is from RefSeq and is a predicted model, not a curated record. The transcript has a single exon.
AUGUGUUACUACAGCAGCUACUAUGGAGGCCUGGGCUAUGGCUAUGGAGGCCUAGGCUAUGGCUAUGGCUGUGGCUAUGGCUGUGGCUAUGGUGGCUAUGGAUAUGGCUGCUGUCGCCCACUGUGUUGUAGAAGAUACUGCUCCUAUGGUUUCUACUGA